CUCCAUGUAUAAAAUGCCUCCCUUAACCCUCUCUUCCACCAGCCAUUUUUGCAAGUGUUUUGAUUUCAGACUGAGUUUGAGGUAACUACAUUUCAUUCCAUUUUUAUUUCCCAUCAUCAUAUCUUCCAUAUAUAGAGUGUCAUAAAAGCUAGUUUUUGUUUGUUUUUGCCUAUAGAUUUAGUAACUCCAAAAUACAUAUAUAUAAAAAGUAUGGAUGAAAUUGAGAUUCCUUCCCUUUUUCUUUGUCCGAUUUCCCUUCAACUAAUGAGAGAUCCUGUUACCAUCUCAACUGGAAUAACGUACGAUAGAGACAGUAUAGAGCAAUGGUUGUUUUCAUGCAAGAACAAGGUAUGUCCGGUAACGAAACAAGUGUUACACGAUUCAGAUCUAAUUCCAAAUCACACUCUUCGUCGUUUGAUCCAAGCAUGGUGCACAGUCAAUGCUUCCCAUGGAGUUGAAAGAAUCCCAACACCGAAGCCUCCCAUCGACAAAACCCAGAUCGCCAAGCUCCUUAAAGAUGCGAAAAAGUUCCCUGAGAUGCAAGUCAAAUGCCUUAAAAGGCUCAGAUCAAUCACCCUCGAAGGUGAAAGAAACAGAAGCUGCUUGGAAGCUGCUGGUGCAGUUGAAUUCCUUGUAUCAAUCAUCAAGACUUAUAAUUCUACGUUAUUACUUGAAACCGAAAGCAAUGAAGGGCCCGAAUUUUUAAAAGCCAGCGAUGAAGCGUUAAGCAUUCUUUAUCAUAUCAAGGUCUCGGAAAGCUGUCUAAAAAGUAUUAUUAGCAAUGAUUAUGAAUUUGUGGAGAGUUUAGUGCAAAUCCUGAGAAAUGAUAGCUACCAAUCUCGAGCAUACGCCACGAUGCUGUUGAAGGAUAUUUUUGAAGUUGCAGAUCCAAUCCAUUUGAUCAGCCUUACGCCCGAUUUCUUCACCGAAAUCGUGCACACAUUGCGUGAUCAGAUCUCGCAACAAGCCUCCAAGGCAGCAUUGAAACUCCUGGUGGAGCUUUGUCCAUGGGGAAGGAACAGGAUCAAAGCCGUGGAAGGAGGAGCCGUGUUCGUCUUGAUCGAGCUUCUUAUCGAAAGCUCCGACAAGAGAGCUUCGGAGCUGGCGAUGGUUGUUUUGGACCAGCUCUGUGGUUGCGCCGAAGGGAGGGCGGAGUUCUUGAACCACGGAGCGGGGCUAGCAAUGGUGUCGAAGAAAAUAUUCAGGGUUUCGCAUGUGGUAAGCGAGAGGGCAGUGAGGAUUCUGUCAUCGAUUUGCAGGUUUUCAGCAACAUCUAGGGUACUUCAAGAGAUGUUGCAAGUUGGGGUAGUGGCAAAGCUGUGUUUAGUGCUUCAACUUGAUAGUAGUUACAAGACCAAGGAAAAAGCAAGGGAGAUGUUGAAGUUGCACUCUAGGGUUUGGAGGAACCAUUCUUGUAUUCCAUCUCAUUUGUUGUCUUCUUAUCCAUCUUCUUGAGAUUGGCGCUCUGAUUUUUCUUUAUUAUUGCGUAUGUAGAUAUAUUGAAACAAGCAUGGGGGAAAUUAAAGCUGAUCUCCAUGCAACUAAUAUUGGAACCAUACAAAAAUAAUAGGCAUGAAAUAUUUGUCUAUACGUAGACACUUUCCAUGAGAAUUUUGUUAAUGGAGAUAUAUGUCCACGAAUUUUUGUUGAGAA
This is a messenger RNA of Gossypium arboreum, 1653 nucleotides long. Its product is annotated as E3 ubiquitin-protein ligase PUB23-like. The transcript has a single exon. Bases 211 to 1455 code for a protein of 414 amino acids. NCBI's taxonomy places the organism in Eukaryota, Viridiplantae, Streptophyta, Magnoliopsida, Malvales, Malvaceae. The record is from RefSeq and is a predicted model, not a curated record. Gene Ontology annotation, molecular function: ubiquitin protein ligase activity. Gene Ontology annotation, biological process: protein ubiquitination.